Molecule: messenger RNA, 378 nt
Organism: Morus notabilis
Lineage: Eukaryota; Viridiplantae; Streptophyta; Magnoliopsida; Rosales; Moraceae
Exons: 1
Coding region: 1-378 (125 amino acids)
Source: RefSeq, a predicted model, not a curated record
AUGGAUGUGCUGGGAAUUAGUCCGAUGAAAACCCAGAAACAGUUUAAGAGAAGCAGAAGAAACAAGGGAGUAAAAGUGGUGUACAUAUCGAGCCCGAUGAAGGUGAAAACGAGCGCGUCGGAGUUCAGAGCUCUUGUCCAGGAGCUCACCGGAAGAAACUCCGAUGCCGAGCGUUUUAUGGAGGAGAUUAAUGGCGUCGGAAUCAACACCGCCAAUCUCGAUGAUCAGGAUCAGCAUCAGAUGAUGAUGAAGAGUGGAUCAGUUGAAGGCGGCAGCCAUGAAAGUGACCACUACAAUUUCAACAUCAACAGCUCGUCGGAGUACUCAUCGUUACCGGAGUACUCACCGUUACCUCCAUUUGCAGGCAUUUGGGAAUGA